Messenger RNA from Erpetoichthys calabaricus (reedfish), 8268 nucleotides. It is a transcript of the gene ankhb, whose product is annotated as ANKH inorganic pyrophosphate transport regulator b. Gene Ontology annotation, biological process: phosphate ion transmembrane transport. Gene Ontology annotation, cellular component: membrane. The record is from RefSeq and is a predicted model, not a curated record. NCBI's taxonomy places the organism in Eukaryota, Metazoa, Chordata, Cladistia, Polypteriformes, Polypteridae. The transcript is spliced from 12 exons. Bases 427 to 1917 code for a protein of 496 amino acids. Gene Ontology annotation, molecular function: phosphate transmembrane transporter activity.
AGGCAAGAUGGUUCAAGUGGCCGCGCAGAGCCGGCUGCUCCAGCUACCGCAGGGUGUUACUGCCUAAGCAGGCAGGCGCACCAUAACCGCUGGCUCCCUGUGACCGCCAAAUACGCAAGGACGUAAUGAUCAGAUCAUAAUUUUUUUUCCUGUCUGAUUUUAUUAUUUUUUUUAUUUGUCUCUCUCUUUUUCACUCUCUCGCCUCUCAAUGAACAAUGGGAAAGCUGUCAGCAGAAAUUUCUAGCGUACCUCCUCUUUUUUCCUGCGGCAGAUCAUUGUUUUUGAUGCUGUUGUUGUGUAGGAGGGCAGGGAUGGACCAGAUCUUUUUGGAUUCCUGCUAGAAAACACGAAGCGGAGCUGCACUAUUGUGUCUAUCGGCGUUUCGAGCACAGCAGAUGUAUUUGGGCUCAUCGUACAAGCGAGACUAUGGUGAAAUUCCCGGCACUCACGCAUUACUGGCCUCUGAUCCGCUUUCUGGUUCCAUUGGCGAUUACCAAUAUAGCUAUCGACCUCGGAGAGCAGGCUUUAAACCGGGGUAUAGCAGCAGUAAAAGAAGAUGCCAUUGAGAUGCUAGCCAGUUAUGGGCUAGCUUAUUCACUGAUGAAAUUCUUCACAGGCCCCAUGAGUGAUUUCAAAAAUGUUGGGCUGGUUUUUGUAAACAGCAAGCGGGAUCGCACCAAGGCAGUCCUGUGCAUGGUCGCAGCUGGCAUUGUGGCUGCAAUUUUCCAUACACUUAUCGCUUAUACAGACCUGGGUUAUUACAUCAUUAAUAAACUUCAUCAUGUGGAUGAAUCUGUUGGGAAUAAAACUAGGAAGGCUUUUCUGUAUUUGGCUGCAUUUCCACUCUUGGAUGCACUGGCCUGGACUCAUGCUGGGAUCAUGCUGAAACACAAGUUCAGUUUUUUGGUGGGAUGUGCUUCAAUUUCAGAUGUUACAGCACAGAUUGUCUUUGUUGCCAUUCUGCUUCAUAGUCAUUUGGAGUGCCUGGAACCGCUUCUCAUCCCAAUCCUUUCCCUGUACAUGGGGGCAUUGGUGCGUUUCACCAUUGUAGGACUAGGCUACUACAGAAACAUUCAUGAUGCUAUUCCUGAUCGGAGUGGGCCUGAAGUUGGGGGCGAUGCCACAAUAAAGAAAAUGCUCAGCUUCUGGUGGCCGUUAGCGCUCAUACUUGCAACCCAGCGAAUAAGCAGGCCCAUUGUGAACCUGUUUGUGUCUCGGGAUUUAAAAGGCAGCACUGCUGCCACUGAGGCAGUGGCAGUUCUAACAGCAACUUAUCCUGUAGGCCACAUGCCUUAUGGAUGGCUUACAGAGCUUCGAGCUGUAUAUCCUGCAUUUGACAAGAAUAAUCCGAGCAAUAAACUUACAACUAGUGGGGCAACUGUCACCAAAUCACACAUCAAGAAGUUCACCUUUGUUUGCUUGGCUCUGUCCGUGACGCUGUGCUUUGUGGUUUUUUGGACACCAAAUGUUUCUGAAAAGAUCUUGGUGGAUAUUAUUCGGGUGGACAUGGCCUUUGCAGAGCUUUGUGUGAUCCCAUUGCGGAUUUUCUCCUUUUUUCCAAUACCUGUUACAGUGCGAGCUCACUUGACUGGUUGGCUGAUGACUCUAAAGAAGACAUUUGUGCUGGCACCCAGUUCAGUAUUAAGAAUCAUAGUCCUUAUAACCAGUCUCAUUGUGCUGCCUUACUUGGGGGUACAUGGAGCUACUCUGGGUGUCGGAUCUCUUCUAGCUGGUUUCUUGGGGGAAUCAACCAUGGUGGCAAUAGCAGCUUGCUAUGUCUACAGGAAACAGAAAAAGAAGGAGAAUGAAGAUGAGGCAGCAGCAGAAGGAGACUUAUCCCCAAUGAACGAUGUCAGAUCUGGGGAAGAAAUGACCAACAUUGUAGAGAGGAGAGCUGAAGGAGAGGAUGAAGACUAGAGGAAACCAGGAAGAUGGGGGAUAGUGCUCCACAUGAAGAGUCUGAACAAGAGUGUGAGGGCUCGGCCUCUAACUUAUGGAGCUUAUAAACCAAAUGCCUAAAAGAAGGACACAAGGAAGCCUGCAUGCAGCGUCUAUAUUUUCUUCUUUCACCAAGGAGAACAAUUAAUGUGUCAUGACCUGCCCCCAAAGAGUCUUCCAGCUUCCUUUUGAUAGUCUCCACCGGCCAGCACAGACAGACUUUAUUUGUAUCUUAUCUCUUGGCGAUAGUGUCCUUUAACUUUCUCUCUCUCUCUGCUUUUAUUUUUGUGCAGCCGUCCUAUUCUUUCAUAGGAACAAAUGAAAAAACAAAAAACUGGAAGUGAAAAAGUUUAUAUGCUAAUUUAAUUUAUUUGCUUGAAAUUAUUACAAUUUUGAUCCUGAAUGUAAAAAGAAAAAAAAAUGAAAAAGAACUUUACUGAGGUCUCUGUGUAGACCUGUGUGCUUUUUUGCAAUAGUGCUGCUAAUUAUUAGUUAUGCAGUAGGGAAAAAAACUAUACAUAUAUAUAUAUAUAAAAUAUAUAUAUAUAUAUUAAAUAUAUUUCAAAUCCAUAAUGUUAAAGGUAGUUAAAAAGAAACAGUUACUACAUAUACAAAACAUUUGUAAAACAUCAGUAUUUUAAUUGUGAUUGCAGGAUUGGUGCUCAAGUGCCAUUUAAAGAUAGAUUCUUUUCUAAAGAUGGUGCUGAUGUAUGAAUGGUCUUGAUGGUUUACUUUGUAAUUGUAAGACAUGAAUGCGAUAGCCACGGUCAUAGCUGUGAGUGGCCACCUUGGCCGCUUAAUAGUUUUAUCAUGCUAAUUGAAGUGAAUAUCUUGAAAUGGUUCUCUUUUAUCUCAGGAAGAAUGACAUUAAACAUCCCAUCUUGUUACUAGAUUAGCUUAUUUUAAGUUUAGCACCACCUCUUCACAGCAGUUUUUAACGUAUGUAUUUGUACCGUAAAGUGUUCCAUGUUUAUUUCUUACCUGUGUAUUUCACACACAGAGAUGACCAUUAUCACAAUUUUUCUUAAGUGUGCGGAGUGUCAAAUAUCCAUACUCCUCCACAAAUGAAAAAGAGCUCAAGUAUAUAUUUCAAGUACGUCUGUGACAGAAUAUGAUGGUUUUUUACAAAGUGGGACACUUGUGGAAGCACCUUCACACAUACUUUACUUUAACGGAAGGACAGACAGAGCUGACUGUCACAAGCAAAAAUGAACUGAACUGACUAUGCAGAAGUAACUGGACAGAAAAUACACUUCACAUGAAUCAAUAUUUAACUUUGAGAGAUUAUAACUAUUAAAAAAAAAAGACACUGAGCGCUUAAUGUAUUUUUGCUGAAAACGGAGAAGAUGACUGGAGUGGUUCUAUUUCACAGAUUCUUUUUUCUUUAAUUAAAUAUAGUGUGUACAUAGUUUUAACAGAUUUGGUUUCAGGGAGCCAUCUUUGAUUGAAUUUCCUGAUUUUACAGAGAACGAUCAGUGUUUAGGAUUGACAGUGUAAAAUUUCAACCCCAGUAGCUUAUGCUUCUCAAAUUUUUAUAACUUGUAAGUGACAGGUAGUUAAAUUCAUCAAAGACUGGACUUUUAUAUAAUAGAGUAAUGGUUAUUACUGCUGCCUCACCGCCUUAUGGACCUGCAUUCAGAUGUUGUACAUACUCCACUGCAGGUUUCUCUAUAGAUGUUUUGGUUUUUCUCCUUAAUCCCAAAGACCUUUGUGUACUCCACACAUACAUGGAAUAAUUUUCCAAGUAGUGAGGUAGACAAUUUGGGGUCGAUCAAAAUUUGCCUCAGUAUCAUUUUGGAGAAAUUAGAUAAGUAGUGUUGAGCAACUUUGCUUAGUUAUUCCCAUCAAAACAAAUUAAAUGUUCUACUGUGAAAUUAAUCAAUAACUCAAUAUAAGUGAGUUAAAUGGUGGGUGUAUGUACUUUUGCAAUGAGACUAGUGUCCUUUGCAGGGUCAAAUCCUGCCUUGAAUUCAAAUCAAUGACUCUUGCCUACACAGUACUGUCAUGAAAUAAGAACACGUACAGAUGGAUGUACACAGUGAUAGUACUGAGAAUGCAUUAACUUGAUUUUUCCACCAUUUCUGGGACCUCUCUCCUUUUCUUUCUUAGUUGUUUUUCAGAAAUCUUUGCACCUAAUGGAAUGUCUUUACUUUUUAAUGACAAGAUUAAAUGCUGCUUUUGUGACAGCCACAUAUACCUUGCUUGGCAUGAGGUGCAGUGGCUUGGGAUCGGUCAGUACAGCUCAGGUUGGUUUUAUUUUAGUAAUUGUGCCAAUGUAUUGUGAAGUGUUUACUGAUAUGACAAACUGUUAGAGGUGACAGUUACAGAGAAUGGCCAUAUGCCACAAGUCGCCAAACCUUGGACUAUGUUUCUAAUAGUGAUGUAUAGUAAGAUUAGACUUCAGAGAUGCUCUUUUUUAUGUAUGGAAUUCUUUUUUUAAAUUCAGUUUGUAUCUUUUUUCUGCCUGGACAGCAAGCAAUUGAACUGGGUUCUAAAUCAUUUUUUACUUGGCCAGUGCCUUCAUUUUAAUAAAUGCAGUAGUCUUGCUGACCUUAACAAGAUAACAGACUGAGUAAAGAACUGGAGAAGGGAAAAAAUGCCUGAAGGCUGUAAAUUCUAUAGUGAAAUCUCAUCAGAUAUGCUGUGAGCAAUGUUGAUGAGCAAUAUGAAAGUGGAUCACUUUGUAUUUAGCAGUUUAUAAUAAGGUAUCAGUCAUACAACAUUGAUGUUAAAGGCUGUUUUGUUUAAUGUUAGUAGUGGUGUCCACCCUUCUUGACAGAACAAGUACAAACAAAAAUAAGUAAUGUAAUGAUGGUCAGCAGAUAACUAAUGGGUAUGUGAUUAUAUAUACUUUAUUAUUAUUUUUUUAAAAUCAGCAAUGGCACAGAGAAUAUCCAGAACUGGAAGUUAGAUGGUUAUUUGGUAACAGCCACUUCUUAAGAAAGCAUCAGUCUAGAAAUGAGAGAAAGUAGACCUUUGAAACACUCCAAUCAAGGAUUUCAUGGUAUGGGGCAAAAUAGGCAUAUUUUUAGCAUCUGAAUACUCUUGGUGCUAAACAAUAUUUUUCUGAAUCAUUUUGCGCUGUAGCAUGGCCUGCAGCAAUGUGAGAUAUGCAUCAUGUAAUGUUACUGGUUAGAAAUAGGAGCAGUCUCCUGUUCAGUGGCUUUAACUCUUGCACAGCUUCCUUUGUGAUCAUUUUCUGUGGAACUCAAAGCAUUCACUAUACACAUGUUCAGAAAUAAUGCAUUUGUUUUAUAAAUAAAGAAAUUACUGGCCAGGCAAAUGUGUGUUUUUUAUAGACCUAGUUUUGUAUUAUUUUUUUCAGUUUAUUCACACUCAUUGUUUUAGAUAGCUUGCACUGUAAGAAAGCAGUUUUCACAACACUUCAGAAAUAAAAGUGUGUCUCUCACACUGCUUACAGAAAAGAACAUACAUUAUUGUGUCACACAUUCUUUGGCCAAAAACAAAACUGAACAUAUUUUACCUAUAUUUGCACAUGGUAUUACAUAGUCCAGUGAAUAACAUUAAACACUCUUGAAAAUGAAUUUCAAAUUAAUCUAAAUAAGUUACAAAUCUAAAACAGCCAACUGCCUUUGAAAUCCUAUGAAGUCGAAACUGCACUGAAAUCCUUAAAAUCUGAUUAGUUAAUAAAAAUCUGUGGUUCCCGAUUAUAUCAUGAUGUAAUAUUAUAUAGUAUACAGGUGCUGGUCAUAAAAUUAGAAUAUCAUGACAAAGUUGAUUUAUUUCAGUAAUUCCAUUCAAAAAGUGAAACUUGUAUAUUAGAUUCAUUCAUUACACACAGACUGAUGUAUUUCAAAUGUUUAUUUCUUUUAAUUGUGAUGAUUAUAACUGACAACUAAUGAAAGUCCCAAAUUCAGUAUCUCAGAAAAUUAGAAUAUUGUGAAAAGGUUCAAUAUUGAAGACACCUGGUGCCACACUCUAAUAAGCUAAUUAACUCAAAACUCAGUCCAGUUCUGUAGGCUACACAAUCAUGGGGAAGACUGCUGACUUGACAGUUGUCCAAAAGACGACCAUUGACACCUUGUACAAGGAGGGCAAGACACAAAAGGUCAUUGCUAAAGAGGCUGGCUGUUCACAGAGCUCUGUGUCCAAGCACAUUAAUAAAGAGGCGAAGGGAAGGACAAGAUGUGGUAGAAAAAAGUGUACAAGCAAUAGGGAUAACCGCACCCUGGAGAGGAUUGUGAAACAAAACCCAUUCAAAAAUAUGGGGGAGAUUCACAAAGAGUGGACUGCAGCUGGAGUCAGUGCUUCAAGAACCACCACGCACAGACGUAUGCAAGACAUGGGUUUCAUCAUGAGUCAGAUGAGGUGGCUCGGUCAUCUGCUCAGGAUGCCUCCUGGACGCCUCCCUGGUGAGGUGUUCCGGGCACGUCCAACCGGGAGGAGGCCCCGGGGAAGACCCAGGACACGCUGGAGGGACUGUGUCUCCCGGCUGGCCUGGGAACGCCUUGGGAUUCUCCCGGAAGAGAUAGAAGUGGCCGGGGAGAGGGAAGUCUGGGCAUCUCUGCUCAAGCUGCUGCCCCCGCGACCUGACCUCGGAUAAGCGGAAGAGGAUAGAUGUACAUGACAUUGGAGUAUUGUAUAUAUUGAAUAUUUGUAGGAAAACCUUAAACGCAUCGAAUGUACAGUACUUUGGAAGAUGGGCAAGACUAUCAUAAAGAAGUGGGCAUGGCCUGUAGAGUGAUGGAUCACAUUGCGACUGUACAGUAUCCUAAAUCUGAUCAUCAUGAAGGUUUGAAAUGGAUAACUAAAGAGGAUAUUAAACAACUCAGAGAAACACAGGCCUUGAGAAAAAUGCAAAAGCAUUCCAAAAUAUCAGACAUUUUUCUGAGAUCAAUAGUCUAUUGCACAGAAGUAGAAAUUAUAUAUUUAUUAAUAUAGAUAAAAUAUACAUUCUGGAUGACAACCUGUGUUUCUUUGUCUGAAAACUGACAUAGCUAAAGUAAUUUUAAAAGAAAAACUGGGCAAAAAUGGUUCAAUUAAAAUAUACAAAGAAUGGAGUCUUACCCAAAAAGAGUACUGUCUGACAGAUAAAUAAAAGUUCCAAUCAAGUGGUAUAUUAUUUUUUUUAGAAAUUAUGACAUUUUAGGUUUAUUUUUAAUUGGUAUUACAUUUUUUGUUCCCAGGUUGAUUUUUCUGAAGGGGCUCUGAUCACUGUAACCUAUGCUGGAGAUCCUACAAAAUAAAACAUUAUAGCUUAAUGUGGAAGCUGAUCCUGAGGGUGGUGCCUGCCACAUACACAAUGAACUCAGAUUCGGAAAUCCUGUUGAAAUGCUAGUUGGACCUAAAUAGGUUAAAGUAGCAGUAACAUUAGGCAUCAGAGUAGAAUAUUAAAAAGAAAAUCAUAAAAUAAAACCAUGCAGACAUCAGGAUCCUUUAUCACUGGUAAUCACACUCUCAAAGCCUAGCAAAUCUUACCUUUCCACGUCUCCCACAGCUCACCAUACAGGUUAGACAGGUGGAGAUGCUGACAACUGUGGUUCCAUCAUCUGGUUCUCAGCACUACUGCCACCUGUAGCAUCAGAGCUGGACCUCGGUUUUCAUACACCCUGUUCCUGGCAUCUACUGGAUCCAAAGGAAGUCCCCUCUACUCAUCCAUGCUCUUCCAGACUAUUCAGUGGGGGACCACCCGUGGAGUGCCACAUUCUCUCACAGGGCCACUGACAAUUCGGCUUCUACUCCACUGCCAGAUUCUGCCUUUCUCCCUCUCUUUUGCGGUUCCUUUUUUGUUUGUUUCCCCAUGACCCUUGCUCAGACUCUCCUUUAUUCUUCUGUAGACAAGGUGUCCUAAUUUGCAGAGAGUCAAUGAGAAAAUUGGAACCAAUCACAUCCUCACAUGCAAGACCGAUCAGUCCCAGUCUCCCCAUUAAACAUCCCGAGGUUACAUGAACAUGCACACCCACGAAGCCUGAGUCACACCAUUUUAAUUAAAAAUCUGCACACAGCCAUGGACCCUAAAAUGUUACACCACAGUAACAACUAAAAAAGAGGGAGACAAUAAUAUCAGCCAAAACAACUGCUCUACCAAGCUCCCCUAACUACUGUUCCUCUUAAAAUGUUUUUGGGAAGAAAUUUCUGUAUAAAAAGUUUAACGCAAACGUUAACCUUAACCCUAAACUCUUAAUUCCCUCUUCAAAGUUCCAUUCACUCAUACUAAAAAACUAUCUGGAAAAAAUGAAUUUCAAAACACAAACAGCACAUGGUAAAUUAACCCUCAUAACACCGCUAUACAUGGUAAAAAAAAAAAAACAUUUAAUAUAAAGGUAUAUUAAAGUUCACAAAAUGGCUGUAUAUUAUAAAAGUCUAUGA